Neohortaea acidophila is the source of this 7523-nucleotide messenger RNA. Its product is annotated as FAT domain-containing protein. The record is from RefSeq and is a predicted model, not a curated record. Gene Ontology annotation, cellular component: nucleus; SAGA complex; NuA4 histone acetyltransferase complex. Bases 173 to 7375 code for a protein of 2400 amino acids. NCBI's taxonomy places the organism in Eukaryota, Fungi, Ascomycota, Dothideomycetes, Mycosphaerellales, Teratosphaeriaceae. The transcript has a single exon. Gene Ontology annotation, molecular function: protein binding; transcription coregulator activity. Gene Ontology annotation, biological process: DNA repair; regulation of DNA-templated transcription.
UGGUCAACAGAAUGCCCAGCCGCGCUCGCGCGUCAUCUCCAUCUUCUUCAGCAGCCUCUACAGCAAGAACAAGGAGGUGGCAGCUGCAGCGAACGUCGGGUUGAAGAUUGUACUGGCAGCAUCCUCGAAACUCCCCAAGGACCUGCUGCAGAAUGGUCUUCGCCCAAUCUUGAUGAAUGUGCAAGACCCCAGGAAACUGUCUGUCGAAGGAUUGGAGGGGCUCAGAACGCUCUUGCAACUCCUCACCAACUAUUUCAAGGUCGAGAUCGGAACGAGACUGUUGGAUCACAUGAACGUCUUUGUCGACGCGACAAGCCUGCAAAAAGGGUCCUUCAGCCUGAUUGAAGCGCAGCCGAAGAUGAAGAUUGCCACCGCCAUCUUCUCGGUGUUCCAUCUCCUACCGCCUGCCGCUGUGCAAUUCCUUCCGCUUCUCGUCGAGCGAGUCAUGAGUUUGGAAUCAGGCCUGCGCAGAACGAGAAGCAGUCCCUUCCGCGAGCCGCUCGCAAAGUACCUCAGUCAUUAUCCGACCGAGACAUGGGCUUACUUCUUGGCGGUCUUGAAGGAGGAGGCCAAGGGUCGCUUCUUUGCCCAAAUGCUUUACAACUCCGAGAGCGGCGCUUUACGACAGAAAGUCAUUGACGAGCUCGAUGCUUUCGUCGGGGCUAUCCAAGCAGACGGCACAGAGGUUGAGAAGGCUCAAGUGGCCGUGAACGCGAUUCACAUGGCCGACGCAAUCGCAUCCUUCCCCGAGACCGCGAAGCAGCUCAUGGAGAACCAAACAGCUUGCGGAGCUCUACUCGAAGCCGCCAAGUCUCUGCGAACGAUGAAGUCGUUGCCGCCCAACUUGCAGUUGGCUGUGGUUCAAAGCCAUGAGCACAUCAUGCACAUUUCCAUUGUGUACAUGGAGCAGCACCCCGACGACAUUGACAGCCUGUUCAAGCUCUUCGAGUCGUGCACAAAUGGCGAUUUGCAGCUGUGCCCGUCCAUCUUCGCCUAUCUGUACGCCAACGUCAUCACCAACGAAGACGUGGAGUACCAGCGGUCAAUCGUCUUGCGCUGUAUCGAAACCUUCACUUCCAAGCAAGCCAAUCAGAAGAUGAAGUGGUUUGUCUUCCGAAAUGUCAUGAAUCCGAUCCUGGCCAACGAUGUCAUGCGGAAUUGGGAGCUUUUGUUCCAACCGACGUACAAAGGGACCGCUCUGCUGGACAAGGCGAUGACAGAGACCUUCCACAACAAGCUGCUGAAGCCGCAGUCGGUUGCGGACAUCUCUGACGACGGCACUCAAGGCGUCGACCUGAGCCGCAUGGAGCUCUUGCAGACCUCUUCGUUCCUCGUGAAGUACCACCAUGGCUUGUUGCAAGAUACCCGCAAAGACCUAAUAAAAUUUGGCUGGAACUACAUCCGACUGGAGGAUCUCAUCAACAAGUACGGGGCGUAUUGUCUGAUCGCCUACUUCAUCGCGCACUAUGAAACACCGCCGAAGAUUGCAAUCCAAGUCUACGGUGCGCUGCUCCGAGCCCACCAGGCAGAGGGCAAGAAUCUUGUCAUGCAAUCACUCGAAAUUCUCGAACCCGUGCUCAAAAAGCGCCUUGGAGGCCCUGAUGGUCGUUCAUCAACGUGGUCCAGAUUCCCGCGGAAGAUCCUCAAUGAGGAGAUUGGCAACGUCCAGCAGUUGACGAGCAUCUUCAACUUUCUCGUACGACACCCCGACUUGUUCUACGAAGCAAGAGAGCCAUUCGCCCAAACCAUCAUUCAAACCAUCGGCAAAGUCGUUCAGCUUCCUCCGAGCUCCGUGGAGAGUCGACGACUGGCUGUGAGUCUGUUCAGCCUGAUCAUGAACUGGGAAGAGCGUACUGUCCGAGAGACCGGAUCACUCAACGCACCCUCUACCCCGUCUAGAGAGAAGGAGCAGGGCAAACGAGGUGCAGUGGCUUCGGCCAAUAUGCGCCUCGUGCUCGUCAAGUACAUGGUGCAAUUCAUUGCAGUCUUGCCGGAGCGUUUCCCCGUUGCGCCGCCCAGGGACAAGGAGCUUACCCCAGUCAGCGUACACGUGCAGCAGCCGACAGAGACGGUUACCAGGACCGUUGCACUGCUGAGCAAACUCCUUUCCCCGCCUUACUGGGAUGACUUGGACAUCGACGCCAUGUUUCCCAAAGUGACCGAGCAGAUUCUGUGCGGCGAACAAAAGCAAGAAGAGAAAGCGGAGAUCCACACGACCAGGAUUGUGAACACAAUUCAAAUCUUGAAGGUGCUUCUCAACGCCCGCCCGCACGAGUGGAUCGUUGCUCGUCUGCCGCAGCUGCAGAAGCUUCUUGCAAAGCCCCUUCGCAGUGACAGUGUUGAGGUCCAGGACGCACUUCACAAUCCGGAUCUGCCAGAGUCCGUCAACCCGAAACUGCCGCCCCUCUUGCAGCGUGUGCUCGAGGCCAUCCCAGCAAAUCCACCCGAAGACGAGUUGCCGGACGCCGAUAGUCCGACUGAAGAGUUCAUGACCUUCUUGUCCUCCGUGGCCGGUGAUUUGAUUACCAACGGUAGCCACAUCGCCGGUGUCAACAUCCUCUGGAUCAUGGCCAAACGCAAGCCUGAAGAUGUCGAUACCCACAUCCAUACGCUUCUUAGGACGUUGCAAAUGAAGCUGGCCAAAGACCACUUGGCGUCUCAAAUGACUCCUCAAGCCGCGGUCGCGCAAGGGCUACAACCUCAGAUGCCCAACUCACUCGAGGUCGAACUCAACACUCAGGCAAUCAUCAAAGUCAUCGAGAUGCUGUCUGCGCGGAUCAGUGCGCUGGGCGAACAGCGACGGCCGUACCUCAGUGUUCUGGCGUCGCUCGUCGAGCGGUCGACUAGCGGCCCUCUCUGCGAGACGAUUAUGAGUCAGGUGGAGACCUGGGUGUUCAAUCCCUCCGAACCCGUGCCGACGUUGAAGGAGAAGACUGCUGUGCUGCAGAAGAUGUUCCUGUUCGAGCAUCGUCAAGAUCUUUCCCUCUACACCAAGUUCAUGGACCUAGUCAUCCGCAUCUACGAGGAUCCCAAAAUCUUGCGCUCCGAGCUUGCCGUCCGCAUGGAACACGCUUUCUUGAUUGGAUUGCGCAGUCCUGACAUCGACAUGCGGGCCCGCUUCGUGGCCAUCUUUGACAAAGCCCUCAGUCGCAGUACCGGCAAUCGCUUCUUCAAAUUGAUCUGCGAGCAGCAGUGGGAUGUAUUGGGCGAGAGCUUCUGGCUCAGCCAAGUCAUUCAGUUGAUGUUUGGCUGUGUGGACCAGAAUACGCCCAUGCGUCUUCAUCCGGACGAUUUCACCUGCAUGCAAGCUUCCAAAUUGUACGGCACGUAUGCCGGAGACACUCGCCUCGCGGAUGCCAUGCUUGACGACUCAUUCGAGGCUUUGGUGGCUGGCGAAAGGCAAUUCCUGGCAGAUGUUAGCAACGUGCGAUCUCGCGAUGUCCUCACAUCGUUGUCCGACUUGCAGCAUACCGACUCGCAGCUGGCCCACGACAUCUGGGUGGCUUACUUCCCAAUGUGCUGGUCGACGUUGUCCAAGGAUGAUCGCGAAGAUAUUGAGCAGGGACUGAUCAGUCUGCUUACGAAAGACUACCAUCAGCGACAGGCUGAGAAGCGACCAAACGUCGUCUCAACACUGUUGGAAGGGAUCGCUCGAGCACGCCCAACGUGUAAAUUCCCGCCCCACGUCAUGAAGUACCUCGCGAAAGCGUACGACGGCUGGUACACAGCAGCGGCCUCCAUGGAGGAGCACGCUCUCAAACCAGUCAUGGACAGCGCGAAUGUCCGUGAAAGCAAUCUUGAUGCACUCGUCGAGAUCUAUGCCGCUCUUGAAGAAAGCGACCUCUUCUACGGUACCUGGAGACGUCGAGCUCAAUUCGUGGAGACGAAUGCAGCCCUUUCGUUCGAGCAGAAUGGCAUCUGGGACAAGGCGCAGAACAUGUACGAGCAGGCGCAGAUUAAGGCUCGCACCGGCUCGUUGCCCUUCUCGCAAGGAGAGUACAUGCUGUGGGAGGAUCAAUGGGUUCUCUGCGCGCAAAAGUUGCAACAGUGGGAGAUCUUGGGCGAGUUCGCUAAGCAUGAAAACAUCAACGAUCUCUACCUCGAGGCAACUUGGCGCUCUUUCGAGCUCUGGAGCACGACCGAGUCUCGAGACCAGCUGGACUCCAUCAUCAAGGCCGUCUCCGAUGCUCCCACUCCCCGUCGCAUCUUCUUCCAGGCUUUCAUGUCGCUGCUGAAGCUCAACGCCAGCAGAGACAACAUGCCCGAAUUUUCCCGAAUCUGUGAUGAGAACAUCCAGUUGUCCAUCAGGAAUUGGCACAAGCUGCCCCGACGCAUCACAAACGCACACAUCGGCUUGCUGCAGAACUUCCAGCAACUGGUGGAGCUGCAUGACGCCAGUGUCAUUUGCCAGAGUCUCUCGCAGACGACUGCAGCGAAUCUGGAUGUCAAGUCUCAAGAACUCAAAGUCCUUCUGAGCACCUGGCGAGAUCGACUUCCCAACUUGUGGGAUGAUAUCAACGCCUGGCAGGAUCUCGUGACUUGGCGACAACACAUCUUCCAGCUCAUCAAUGCCACGUACCUCGCACUCCUACCCAACACGAACGCCAAUGCCACAGGCACAUCCUACGCAUAUCGCGGCUAUCAUGAAACUGCGUGGAUCAUCAAUCGGUUCGCGCACGUCGCUCGAAAGCACCAGAUGCCGGAUGUGUGCAUCACGCAGCUCGGCAAGAUCUACACGUUGCCGAACAUCGAGAUCCAGGAGGCUUUCCUCAAGCUACGAGAGCAAGCCAAAUGCCACUAUCAGAACCGCAGUGAACUCACCAGCGGCUUGGACGUCAUCAACAACACCAAUCUCAACUACUUCAGCAACGUCCAGAAGGCCGAAUUCUACACUCUCAAGGGAAUGUUCCUGAGCAAGCUUAACCAGAAGAACGAAGCCAACGAUGCAUUCGGUACUGCCUUAUUCUUCGAAAUUCGCGUGCCGAAAGCCUGGGCCGAGUGGGGUCGAUACAGCGAUCAGCUGUUCAAAGAAGAGCCGACGAGAAUUGAGCUCGCGAGCAACGCACUGAGCUGCUACCUGGAAGCUGCUGGGCAGUACAAGAGUGCCAAGUCGCGCAAGGUGCUCAGUCGCAUUCUGUGGUUGUUGAGCUUGGAUGACGCGGCUGGCACCCUGGCCCAGACAUUCGCGCACUACGAGGGCAAAGGCGACCAGCCGUGGUGGUAUUGGGUGACGUUCAUUCCGCAGCUUCUUAACAAUCUCUCGCGCAGCGAAGGUGAAGCAAACAUUGCCCACCAAAUCCUCACCAGCCUCGCCAAGACCUACCCGCAGGCUCUGCAUUUUCAGCUGCGUACGGCGCACGAAGACAUGCAGGUCUUGCGGAAGUCUUUGGCUGCCAAAGAACAGCGGGAGCGACAAGCUCGAGCAGCUAAGGAGGCGACCGAGGCAGCGAAGGAGAAUGCAGAUGGGGUUAAGCAGGAGUCGUCGCCUGCGGUCAAUCGACCCGAUAGCGCGGGAGGCACGUCUAGACCUGCUACUGCAAAUGGAGAGAGGCCGAGCACAGGGGAUGGGGAGACAAGACCUGGCACGGCGAAUGGAGAAACGAGGCCGGCGUCAGCAUCUGGGGACGCCGCUCAAAACGGCGGCACGACAGAAGAGACACCCAAGAAGGAGGGCGCUGGCGAGGAAGAAGAGAAAGCCGAAGCACCGCCGAAACCGAAGAAGCCUUGGGAGCACACGGAAUCUCUGAUGAUCACUCUUCGCACGGCCUUCCCUCUGCUUUACGCUUCGAUGGAAGCAAUGCUGGAGCAGAUCCAGAAGCACUUCAAGUGUCCACCGGACGAAGACGCCUUCCGACUCAUCGUUGCUCUGCUGAAUGACGCCCUUGGCUAUAUUGGACGAUCUCCUGGCGCGUUUGCAAAUGAUUCCAAGCUGCCUCAGUCCACGGAGACGAACAUCAUUCGUUUCGCCGAUACCAUCCUGCCAGCCCACAUCCGCAAGGCCUUCGAAGCGGACUUUGUGGUCAAGAAGCCUGGCAUGAUCGACUACAUCGCGAAGUGCCGGAAGUGGCGGGACAGGCUUGCCGAAAAGCUGGACCGCCGCCCGCAAACCUUCCAUCUCGCAGAGUCCACGCAUCUGAGCGGCUUCCGGUUCCUCUGGUUCGAUGAGGUGGAAGUGCCGGGACAGUACCUUCAGCACAAGGACAAGAACCAAGACUUUGUCCGCAUUGAGAGGUUCUUGCCGUUUGUGGACCUGGUGCGUGGUGUCGCUGGAUGCCAUCGUCGGCUGAAGAUUCGUGGACAUGACGGCAGUGUGCAUCCGUUUGCGAUCCAGCAUCCUGCGCCGCGUCAUUGUCGUCGGGAAGAGCGCAUCUUGCAGCUCUUCCGCAUCUUCAACAGCACGUUGGCCAAGAAGAAGGAGAGUCGGCGUCGAAACAUCCAGUUCCACCUACCAGUCAUGGUGCCUCUCUCACCGCAGAUGCGAAUGAUCCAGGACGAUGCGUCCUACAUUACGCCCCAGGCUAUUUACGAAGACUACUGCCGACGCAAUGAGAUGGACAAGGAUGAACCGACCAGCUUUAUGAUGGAACGACUCCGAGGCUUGACGCCGCAGAAGCAAGAGCAGUUCCAGAACAUGAGACUGGAGUCGCUCAACCACAUCCAAGAGCGAAUCGUGCCUAAAGACCUCAUCCGAGAGUACUUCGCGGCGACGCAUCCUUCUUUCGACGCCUUCUGGCUCUUCCGCCGCCAAUUCUCGUACCAGCUGGCAGCGCUCACGUACAUCACCUGGACCAUGCACAUGACGGUGCGGUACCCCAACAAGAUGUCGAUUGCCAGACGCAACGGCAAUAUCUGGGGUUCAGAGCUUCUCCCCUACAUGUCCACCACUCGGCCCUACUUCUCCAACCCCGAGCCCGUGCCCUUCCGCCUGACGCCCAACUUGCAAUAUCUUAUGGGCCCGAUUCACACCGAAGGCAUCUUCACCGCCGCACUCAUGGCCAUUGCGCGCUGCCUCACCUCCGACGCGACGGCCUCCACCGGCAGCAGCACAUCGCAAAACGAGUCCAACGGCAACGGACGCCAGAACGUGGUGUCGGACAGCACGAACACGGAACUCGAGAACCACCUGUCCAUCUUCAUCCGCGACGAGAUGACCUUCUGGUACACGUCGUCGCACCGGCAGAGCAUCAAGGAGACAGAGCUGCGGGAGAAUGUGCAGCACAACGCCGGACUGAUUGUUAAGAAGGCAGUCUUCCUGGCGGCGGACCCCGGGGCUAACAACCUGCCUGCCAAUCAGAAUAUCAUCGAUAUGGUGGCGCGGGCGACGAAUCCGGAGAAGCUGUGCCAAACGGAUCUGUUGUGGAUGCCGUGGUUGUGAGCGGUACAUUACUAUUUCAUCUUAGGGGAUGUUGUUAUGAGGGAAGAUGCGGCCGGGGUGGGAGAUGUAUUUAUCUUGGACUGAGAUUGGGUUUAGAUGUGAGUUUAGCGAGGGCGUUUCGGAUACAUUCGUUGCAAUUUAUGUGCUU